Molecule: messenger RNA, 348 nt
Organism: Striga hermonthica
Lineage: Eukaryota; Viridiplantae; Streptophyta; Magnoliopsida; Lamiales; Orobanchaceae
Source: the annotation of a GenBank genome assembly
AUGUCUCAGCAGGAAAGAGGGAGAUCUCCGGUGGCGGCAGCCGCCACCUUGGUGGCACUCGUGAUGGUUUGCCACUGCCGCCACGUGGCUCACUCUAAACCCACCAACUAUGUGGUGGGGGAUGGAAAAAAUGAGUUCAUAUAUGACAACAAUGUCCACAACGUGGUUUGUGUGGACAAAAAGGGAUUCGAGGACUGUGCAGCAAGCUCCAGCGACAAAUCCACCGUAUAUAAAACUGGAGACGACAAGAUACAGCUUGUUCUUGGAACCAAUUACUUCAUCAACGGUAAAAACAAUGAAGCUUGUAAACAAUUGGGGAUGAAGAUUAUGGUCACGGCUGGUAAUUAG